Molecule: messenger RNA, 1139 nt
Organism: Drosophila ficusphila
Lineage: Eukaryota; Metazoa; Arthropoda; Insecta; Diptera; Drosophilidae
Product: peritrophin-44
Exons: 2
Coding region: 20-1051 (343 amino acids)
Cellular component (GO): extracellular region
Molecular function (GO): chitin binding
Source: RefSeq, a predicted model, not a curated record
AGUUGGCGGUCUAGCAAAAAUGAGAGUUUUGCAAUGUGCUUGCCACUUGGCCAUAUUUAUUACUUGGCUGGCCGAAAUCCAAGGAUUUUCGAUGGAGGAAAAGUGCAAGCAUUUGGCUGGAAAAGGUUACAUCGGAGAUCCAAGUGAUUGUCGUGCUUGGGGAUUUUGCCAGGACAACAAACUCAGCGGACGGAGUAACUGCAAUGAGGGAUUGUUAUUCAACUUUCGAGAUGGAACCUGCAGAAAUGUAUCGAAUGCAAAUUGUCAUUCUGAUACUUCAGAGAUUUGUGCAAAACUCCAACCUGAAGAUUAUAUUGCCGAUCCAGCUAACUGUCGUAGAUAUAUCCAGUGCAAGGACAUCGGUGAAAAUUCUUGGAUUGACUGUGGAGAAGGUCAGGUGUUCAGUAAUGAAAUGCAAACCUGUUUGGAGGAGGUGUCCGGUUGCCCACAGGAUAAUAUCUGCUCUUAUAUGAAAGAUGGUUCCUUAGUGGGAAAUCCCAACACCUGCAGGAGUUACUACAAAUGCCAAAAUGGAUUUGGAAUUCAGAUCAACUGCACCGGUGGAAGAUAUUUCAACAGGAAAACUGGUCUAUGUCAAAUCUGGAUGCCAGAUUAUUGCGAUCAGGAUGAGGAUCUUCUUUGGGAAAUGCCACCAUCCCAGGAUUAUCAUAUAUGCAACAAGUAUUAUCAAAUGGAUAGGGAUGGAGCGCAAUUAAUUCCGGAUUUAAUGACCUGCUAUGGUUAUUACAAUUGUACUUCUCAGUUUGAUAAAGGACAAUGGAGCAGUUGUCCUUGGGGAAAGCACUUUGAGUGGUGGAGUGAGAAAUGCGGUUCACCCAAGGAUAAUAGUUGUUCCUACGAUCGCUGCGGCAAUGUGAAUCAGUUUUUGAUGGCCACCAUAAACACGGGUUGUCAGGAGUAUACUAUUUGCCAGGAUAAUCGCUCGAUGAAAUCGGAAAAGUGCCCAACGGAUGUACCUUAUUUCGAUGAGCUUUUGUGGCGCUGCACUAAGGAAUUUCCCAAUUACAGGGUGUGCUUCAUGGAUGGAUAAAAAAAAUAUUUAAAAAAAUUUUUAAUUUUAAAAUUCACAAUAUUGUAAACGCAAAAGUUUGCAGAAAAAGGAAAAUAAAUUUAUAAUA